Molecule: messenger RNA, 1150 nt
Organism: Pantherophis guttatus
Lineage: Eukaryota; Metazoa; Chordata; Lepidosauria; Squamata; Colubridae
Source: RefSeq, a predicted model, not a curated record
GGAACGCGUUUCCUUUUUAUGUUUUUCCUCCUUAAUUCUUGUGCAAACAGAAAUUGGAUGAAUCUCCGAGAUGCAGAAACUGGGAAAAUUCUCUGGCAAGGAACGGAAGAUCUCUCCGUCCCCGGAGUAGAGCAUGAAGCUCGAGUUCCUAAGAAGAUUCUGAAAUGCAAGGCUGUCUCCCGGGAGCUCAAUUUUUCCUCCACGGAGCAGAUGGAAAAAUUCCGCCUGGAACAGAAAGUUUAUUUCAAGGGACAAUGUCUAGAAGAGUGGUUCUUUGAGUUUGGCUUCGUCAUCCCAAAUUCCACCAACACCUGGCAGUCUUUGAUAGAAGCAGCUCCGGAGUCGCAAAUGAUGCCAGCUAAUGUUCUCACCGGGAACGUGAUCAUAGAAACCAAGUUUUACGACGACGACCUCCUCGUCAGCACUUCCAGAGUAAGACUGUUCUACGUUUGAGAGAAGGCCGGGGCAGGGCUCGGGCCUGGCUUAGUUCCUCCCCACACCUGAUUCCCCGGGGGCCGAAUCCCCAAUUUCUCCCUCAAGGUGUCCAGUGACGGAAGACUUUUUUAGGAGGUCUGGAGCAUGGCGAGACUCGUGCCCUUGACCCAUCCUUCUCUUGCCCUCUUGCCCCGGACCAGGCCACGCUGCAACCCCUUGUAGCCAUCUGCUCGGAUAUUGGGAAAGGGAGGAAGGGGAGAAGGACUUUUUGGGGGGGGCACCCCCAUGGGCAAGAAAGAUCAAUGUUGUAAAUGGGAUUUAGAGGGUUUUUUUGUUUUGUUUAGAUCUAUCUAUGUCUCCAUACUUAAGUCAUCUUCUUGGCAGGCUGUCUGUCCACUCCAUUUCUUCAUUGUCUCUUUACUUCUUUUUAAGAUUUACCUAUUCGGCUCCUCUUUCUUUCUUUCUUUCUUUCUUUCUUUCUUUCUUUCUUUCUUUCUUUCUUUCUUUCUUUCUUUCUUCUUUCUCUCUCUCUCUCUCUCUCUCUCUUUCUUUUUUUCCCCUUCUCUCUCCAUUUUUUAAUUCCGACACUCCUCUCAGUUUAACUGGUCCAGACUCAUUUCUUCCACCGUCCCGUUUCCUUGAACUUGUAAAAUAGACUGCAAUAUUCUUACAUAAUGUAAUUAAAAAAUAAAUAAAUUUCUGAUUGAAAAGCAAA